AUGGCUCUUUCUCAACACCACUUUCAACAGCACUACCAACCCCAACAACAACAACAAUCUUCUAAGUCUUUCAGAAAUUUGUACACAAUCGACGGUCAUAUGACGCCGGCGAUGGCCUAUUACGACCCCAGCACUUUACAAGAUCACUCGCAGCAUCCCCCUUAUGUUCCACCCUUUCAUGUAGUAGGGUUUGCACCCGGUCCAGUCGCUGCAACAGACGGCAGUGAUAAUGGAGCUGAUUUGCAAUGGCAAUAUGGCUUCGAAUCCAAAAGGAAAAAACUCAAGGAACAGGAUUUCUUGGAGAACAACUCACAGAUAUCGUCUGUUGAGUUACUGCAACCGAGAUCAGUCUCCACGGGCUUGGGUUUGUCCCUUGACAAUACUAGAAUGGCUUCUACCGGGGACUCGGCAUUGCUGUCACUCAUCGGGGAUGACGUGGAUCAUGAGCUACAACGACAGGAUGCUGAGAUUGAUAGGUUCCUCAAGGCUCAGGGUGACCGAUUGCGGCAAAAUAUCCUGGAGAAGGUCCAAGCUACCCAACUUCAGACUCUCUCGGUUGUAGAAGAAAAAGUCCUUCAGAAGCUGCGAGAGAAAGAAGCAGAAGUGGAGAGCAUUAACAAGAAGAAUAUGGAGCUUGAAGAACGAAUGGAACAGUUGACUGUUGAAGCAGGUGCUUGGCAACAACUAGCCAGACGCAACGAAAACAUGAUAUCAUCUCUAAGGUUCAGUCUUCAGCAUGUAUAUGCUCAAAGUAGAGAUAGUAAAGAAGGAUGUGGUGACAGUGAGGUAGAUGAUACAGCUUCUUGCUGCAAUGGCCGUACCCUCAAUUUUGAUAUGUUUUGCAAGGAGAACAAUGACGUGAAAGAGAUGAUGACUUGCAAGGCCUGCAGAGUCAAUGAAGUGUGCAUGCUUCUAUUACCUUGUAAGCAUCUUUGCCUAUGUAAAGAUUGUGAAAGUAAGCUCAGCCUUUGUCCUCUGUGUCAGUCCUCUAAGUUUAUCGGCAUGGAGGUAUAUUUGUAA
Molecule: messenger RNA, 1020 nt
Organism: Prunus armeniaca (apricot)
Lineage: Eukaryota; Viridiplantae; Streptophyta; Magnoliopsida; Rosales; Rosaceae
Source: the annotation of a GenBank genome assembly